GGGAGGCGCCCUGCCCGCUUCCCGGUGCCUCUGUGGUCAGUGGGAGCGCAUUGUUCUCCUUGGGGCUUGGAGCCCGGCCAAGCGAAGUGAGGGAGGGUGUGGCCCCACCAGGCGUCGGGGGAAGGGUGCAGGGGCUCCCUGUCCUCUCACCUUCUUGGGCUCCUGCCGUCCGGGAGCAGGACAGGUGGGGCCCCGCCCCCAGUCUCCUUUCUGCCCUUGGUGUGUCCUUGGCGCAUCUGGGCUGUGUGGGUGUGCAGCAGACCUCCCCAGAGCUCACUCCCUGCCGGCUCUGUCACGUUUCAGCUCUGUGACUGGCAGUUCAGUCUGAGGGCACACCGUGUGGCUUCAUGCUCCGGCCCCCCCACCGCUUCUCCAUCUCCUCUCUGUGCUGACCCAGUGGACACCCCCCACUGCCUUCCCCGUCUCCUCUCUGUGCUGACCCAGUGGACAUCCCCAGCGCCUUCCCCAUCUCAUCUCUGUGCCGACCCAGUGGACACCCCCCAGCGCCUUCCCCGUCUCAUCUCUGUGCUGACCCAGUGGGCGCCAGUGCUGCCCUGUGUGGGCCACCCUCCCACCUUCCCCGUCUCAUCUCUGUGCUGACCCAGUGGACACCCCCCAGCGCCUUCCCCGUCUCAUCUCUGCUGACCCAGUGGACACCCCGCAGCGCCUUCCCCGUCUCCUCUCUGUGCUGACCCAGUGGACACCCCCUAAUGCCUUCCCUGUCUCAUCUCUGUGCUGACCCAGUGGGCGCCAGCGCCUUCCCCAUCUCAUCUCUGUGCCGACCCAGUGGACACCCCCGAGCGCCUUCCCCAUCUCCUCUCUGUGCCGACCCAGUGGACAUCCCCCUACUGCCUUCCCUGUCUCAUCUCUGUGCUGACCCAGUGGACAUCCCCCAGCGCCUUCCCCAUCUCAUCUCUGUGCCGACCCAGUGGACACCCCCCUACUGCCUUCCCUGUCUCAUCUCUGUGCUGACCCAGUGGACAUCCCCCAGCGCCUUCCCUGUCUCAUCUCUGCUGACCCAGUGGACACCCCGCAGCGCCUUCCCCGUCUCCUCUCUGUGCUGACCCAGUGGACACCCCCUAAUGCCUUCCCUGUCUCAUCUCUGUGCUGACCCAGUGGGCGCCAGCGCCUUCCCCAUCUCAUCUCUGUGCCGACCCAGUGGACACCCCCCCACCUUCCCCGUCUCAUCUCUGUGCUGACCCAGUGGGCGCCAGCGCUGCCCUGUGUGGGCCACCCCCUCACCUUCCCCAUCUCAUCUCUGUGCCGACCCAGUGGACACCCCCGAGCGCCUUCCCCAUCUCCUCUCUGUGCCGACCCAGUGGACAUCCCCCUACUGCCUUCCCUGUCUCAUCUCUGUGCUGACCCAGUGGACAUCCCCCAGCGCCUUCCCCAUCUCAUCUCUGUGCCGACCCAGUGGACACCCCCCUACUGCCUUCCCUGUCUCAUCUCUGUGCUGACCCAGUGGACACCCCCCAGCGCCUUCCCCAUCUCUGUGCUGACCCAGUGGACACUCCCCACUGCUUUCCCCGUCUCCACUCUGUGCCAACUCAGUGGGCGCCAGCGCUGCCCUAUGUGGGCCACCCCCCACCUUCCCCGUCUCAUCUCUGCUGACCCAGUGGACACCCCCCAGCGCCUUCCCUGUCUCAUCUCUGUGCUGACCCAGUGGACACCCCCCAGCGCCUUCCCCGUCUCAUCUCUGUGCCGACCCAGUGGACACCCCCCAGCGCCUUCCCCGUCUAAUCUCUGUGCUGACCCAGUGGACACCCCCCACCUUCCCUGUCUCAUCUCUGUGCUGACCCAGUGGACACCCCCCCACCUUCCCCGUCUCAUCUCUGUGCUGACCCAGUGGGCGCCAGCGCUGCCCUGUGUGGGCUACCCCCUCACCUUCCCCAUCUCAUCUCUGUGCUGACCCAGUGGACACCCCCCAGCUCUUCCCCGUCUCAUCUCUGUGCCGACCCAGUGGACACCCCCCAGCGCCUUCCCCGUCUCAUCUCUGUGCUGACCCAGUGGACACCCCCCAGCGCCUUCCCCGUCUCAUCUCUGUGCUGACCCAGUGGACACCCCCCACCUUCCCCGUCUCCUCUCUGUGCUGACCCAGUGGACACCCCCCAGCGCCUUCCCCGUCUCCUCUCUGUGCUGACCCAGUGGACACUCCCCACCUUCCCUGUCUCAUCUCUGUGCUGACCCAGUGGACACCCCCCCACCUUCCCCGUCUCAUCUCUGUGCUGACCCAGUGGGCGCCAGCGCUGCCCUGUGUGGGCCACCCCCUCACCUUCCCCAUCUCAUCUCUGUGCUGACCCAGUGGACACCCCCCAGCGCCUUCCCCGUCUCAUCUCUGUGCUGACCCAGUGGGUGCCAGUGCCGCCCUGUGGGAAAGGCUGGGAGCUGGCCUGGCCUUGCUACCUGCUGCUGUUCAGAGCAGGUUGUGGGAACGGCCCCUACUUGGAGGGGUGGGGGUGGGGCUCCCUCCCCGGAAUGGGCAGUGGGUAGAUUGUCAUGGGCCAUGGGACCCCCUGUGGCUCUUUUGACAGGUGGAAAGGCCUGCCUAGGCCGGUGUUAGCCGGAAGGUUCUCGGACCAGGGCAGAACGGUGGGGAGUGAGAUGGUGGUGCCCACCUUGCCUGCCUCCAUUGGGUGCCCUGGGACAAGACUCAGUUCCUCUCUCCUCUUGGGGCCCUUUGUGGGUGUGGGUGUUGGGGGGAAUUCCACUCCAGGGGAAAGGGACUCUGGUCAGCUGGGCCCAGUCCUGUGCUCACCCCCAGAACUUGGGUGCUGCUUGAGUGAGUGUGUGUGUGUGUACAUGUCCUGUCCUGUGUGCACUGCAGAGCUGGGGCGCACGUGUGUGUGUGUGUGUGUGUGUACUGCAGAGCUGGGGUGUCUGUGUGUGCACUGCAGAGCUGGGGUGUGUGUGCACUGCAGAGCUGGUGUGUGUGUGUGUGUGUACUGCAGAGCUGGGGUGUGUCUGUGUGUGUGUGUGUGCAGAGCUGGGGCAUUUGUAUGUGUGUGUACUGCAGAGCUGGGGUGUCUGUGUGUGUGUGUGUGCAGAGCUGGGGUGUGUGUGUGUGCAGAGCUGGGGUGUCUGUGUGUGUGUGCACUGCAGAGCUGGGGCGUGUGUGUGUGUGUGCACUGCAGAGCUGGGGCGUCUGUGUGUCUGUGUGUGUGUGCACUGCAGAGCUGGGGCGUGUGUGUGUGUGUGCACUGCAGAGCUGGGGCGUCUGUGUGUGCACUGCAGAGCUGGUGUGUGUGUGUGUGUGUGCGCACUGCAGAGCUGGGGCGUCUGUGUGUCUGUGUGUGUGUGCACUGCAGAGCUGGGGCGUGUGUGUGCACUGCAGAGCUGGGGCGUCUGUGUGUGUGUGCACUGCAGAGCUGGGGCGUCUGUGUGUGUGUGCACUGCAGAGCUGGGGCGUGUGUGUGUGUGUGCGCACUGCAGAGCUGGGGCGUCUGUGUGUGUGCACUGCAGAGCUGGGGCAUCUGUGUGUGUGUGUGUGCACUGCAGAGCUGGGGCGUCUGUGUGUGUGUGCACUGCAGAGCUGGGGCGUGUGUGUGUGUGUGCACUGCAGAGCUGGGGCGUCUGUGUGUGUGCACUGCAGAGCUGGGGUGUGUGUGUGUGUGUGUGUGUGUGCAGAGCUGGGGCGUGUGUGUGUGUGCGCAGAGCUGGGGUGUGUGUGUGUGCACUGCAGAGCUGGGGCGUGUGUGUGUGUGUGUGUGUGUGUGCACGGCCUGUCCUGUGUGUGUGUGCACUGCAGAGCUGGGGCAUGUGUGUGUGCACUGCAGAGCUGGGGCAUCUGUGUGUCUGUGUGUGUGUGCACUGCAGAGCUGGGGCGUCUGUGUGUCUGUGUGUGUGUGCACGGCCUGUCCUGUGUGUGUGUGCCGAGUGGGCAGUAGGGAGGUGGAUGGAAGGAGGCAUCCAGUUCCAUGGGUUGGGGGGACCACCUAGUUCCUUGGGGGGGCAGAGGUGAGCAGAUGGGGGAUGCUUAAGGUGGGGGCCGCGCAGGUGUCUGCAGGGCUGGCUCGGGCCCUCUCCGUCAUCCUGCCCCGGCUCCAGCCAGGGCUGGCUGGGACUUGGGGGCGUCUCUCUCCCGUGCCCUCACGCUCCCCUCUGUCUCCUG
Molecule: messenger RNA, 4108 nt
Organism: Oryctolagus cuniculus (rabbit)
Lineage: Eukaryota; Metazoa; Chordata; Mammalia; Lagomorpha; Leporidae
Source: RefSeq, a predicted model, not a curated record